Molecule: messenger RNA, 357 nt
Organism: Cooperia oncophora
Lineage: Eukaryota; Metazoa; Nematoda; Chromadorea; Rhabditida; Trichostrongylidae
Source: the annotation of a GenBank genome assembly
AUGUAUGAAAAUGACAAGGAAGGAUCUUCACCAGACGCCGUCUACGAUGAUGGCUGGACGCUGACGCUUCCGUCAGGGGCUAAAAUUGGACAUCGUUCCUUGAUGUUGUAUUAUCGUCAGUAUCUUCGCCCCACAGACGGUAAUAAACCUGACGUUGGAAAGGCAGCUCUUGACAAAGCUCGUGGGCUGUACCCAGCUUUAGCAUGGACCGGCUCAACAGGUACUGUGGCUAAACAGGCAGCUCGCGACCUUCAAUUUGUGCAACGUUAUCGUCGACGUUUCGAUUUACGUGUGGGCAUCAAAUCGAACAAGCUGUUCAAACUCAGGGAAGAAAGGGUGACAACUGAUCAGUGGUAA